This is a messenger RNA of Amphimedon queenslandica, 845 nucleotides long. RefSeq lists its product as uncharacterized. The record is from RefSeq and is a predicted model, not a curated record. The coding region runs from base 20 to 547 and encodes 175 amino acids. The transcript has 3 exons. Lineage: Eukaryota; Metazoa; Porifera; Demospongiae; Haplosclerida; Niphatidae.
UCCUUGCUGGACUGGCAUUAUGAAUAGCGGCUCUGGAGCAGAGAAUAUGGAAGGGAGCAUACGCUCUUGGGGCCUGUCCACUCUUCGCUCUUUAGGCCGUAGCAGACACAGUAUCCAUUCUGUGGGAGCUGACUCUGGUAUCGAUAGUGACUACACUCACGUUUCUUCGGGAUCUAACGGCGGGACGGUCUAUCCCUCUCUCUGGAUCAAGAUAAAGUACCCCAUUGAGGCUGACGAUGCUGCCAGGAGCGGCAUGCUGACCUCUUGCGACUUUGACGAGGUACUAGAAAGACUACAGCAGGCAUUCCCAACUUGGGAGAUUCACUUCGAUGCCAAACGCAUGACACAUUAUUCCCGUCACUCGUAUCCACUGACGUUAAAGACCGACCAACCCCAGCACAGAAUUAUAGUUAAAAUUAAAUUUAAAGCAUGGAGGCAUUCGCUAGACGUCAAGGCCAUCAAGCAAGCCGUGGAGGAAGUCAUGAACAAGACUGGAGAGUUUUUUAUAGAGAUUCAAUGCCAGAAGAUUGGUGAGCAGAAGUUGUAGUCUUUUGAAUUAAUUAGUAGUCCACUUUCAGCAUGCACCUGUCACGCAAUCCUACAUGCACCUUACACAUUCUGUACAUGAUCAAGCUCAGCUCAUUCACACACAAUGGGCAAUGAUCUUAGACAAUGAUGAUGAAUGUCUUUUCAGUCUGUGAAUAUUAUAAAUUAUUAAAUUUUUAUGUAUAAUAAUUUUUCAUUUUUUUCUGAUUACUGUCUACUUAUUUUGUACCAUACCAAAAUCUUUAAAAUUACAUUAUUUCAAUUGUGGUUGUCAAUAAAAAUAUUUUUAAAGUCAAAAA